Messenger RNA from Candidula unifasciata, 917 nucleotides. NCBI's taxonomy places the organism in Eukaryota, Metazoa, Mollusca, Gastropoda, Stylommatophora, Geomitridae. The record is from the annotation of a GenBank genome assembly.
AUAGCUACACUGUCCACAUACCAGAGAAUCAGACAGUGGACAGCACUGUCUUCACUGUGAGAGCUUCUGACCCAGACUCUCCCCGAGAUCAGAAUGGACAAGUAAAGUAUUCAUUUCUGCGCCCGUAUCAACAAUUUUCUAUCGAUGAACAGAGUGGACAGAUUAUCCUGGUGGAUUCCCUGGACCGAGAGAGGGAGGCAUCCUACCUGCUCCUGGUCAAAGCUGCUGAUGCUUCAGCCUCAAACACUGCCUCCGUCUCAGUCAUAGUUGAUGAUGUCAAUGAUAACCCUCCACGGUUCAAAUCCUCUCUGUUCAGGAGUGUUAUCUCCAUCAAGGCUCCGCCAGGCAGUACAGUCCUGACAGUUGAAGCUACCGAUGCAGACGACCCCAACUUCAACAAUUACGGGACUGUGCGCUACCAGCUGUCUGGCAGCUCCAACUUCAGAAUCAAUCAGACAACAGGUGUCAUUUCAAGCACAGCUGCUCUCAAUACAGGACCCAGAUCCUACACACUGACUGUCACAGCCACAGACAGUGGUAACUCCACAGAGGCACUGAGCAGCAUGUGUGUGGUCAACAUCCAGGUGUCUACAGAUAAUCUCAACGCUCCAGUGUUCGCACCCUCAUUUUACAGAGUGACUGUACAAGAAAACCAGUUUGCUGUUGGAGAUACCAUUCUCAGUGUGACCGCCAAAGAUGAGGACCCAGGACUAGAUGGAGAGUUUACACUUCAACUGGUCAGUUCCCAGGAGAAGUUUGACCUCACGCAGACUGGACCUCGAGGCAAUAUACGUCUGUUAAACAGCCUGGACUUUGACAGCGGGGACACAGUCUUCGCCUUUGAGAUCACAGCCACUGACAAAGGCACCCCUGCCAGAGCCGGUACAGGAACUGUGGUGGUGUUUAGUGGACGAUGA